ACAUGAAAAUUCUCGGUUUCUCGAAUAUAAAUGAAAUUAUUCAUUUUUCUGCGGUUGGAGUCUUGUGUCUAAGUAAUGGAAUUGCUGCUGGAGUUUGUGGUAGCGUACCUGUCUUACAAAUCGUACUUACUGUGCAUAGUAUCUUUGGAGUCUUUGUAUUUGGUGUCAUGUCGAUUGCCGUAGGAAGACGCACAUUCUGCCCCGGAGAUCCUGACAACCUUCUUGACACGCGUUGCUACCAAACAAUUAGAAUUCUACUAAUUCUUUAUGCGGCUUUUACCUUUAUAUUCGGUUUCUUUCUAUUUUUGGGAGUUAAAACAGGAUAUGGCCUGACCCCAUGUUGGAAUUACACACUAGCAAUGUUGAUAAUAAGCACAAUUUUCAUUCUUGUGGAUUUUUUCUACUUAUUGUACAGAAGUAUAAGACACGGUUGCUUUCCAGCAAAUGAUCCUAACCAAGCAACGGGUCAGCAGGUGAACUGGGCGAAUCAAGGUGUGUCAGUAAUUCUGUCACAAAAAGGAAUGCCUGAUCAAUUACCCUACCCACCACAGUCAAGAAAUACUGAACUACCGAUGUCUGAUAUUCCUAAAGCUCCCAAUGCUACCAUUAAUUAUCAGAAAUAAUUGAUUGAAUAUUUGCAAAAGUUGCUAUCUAGUAAGAUGGUAAUUGUAAAAGAAGCAUUUUAUACUGUCAAA
Molecule: messenger RNA, 695 nt
Organism: Saccostrea cuccullata (small rock oyster)
Lineage: Eukaryota; Metazoa; Mollusca; Bivalvia; Ostreida; Ostreidae
Exons: 4
Coding region: 3-623 (206 amino acids)
Source: RefSeq, a predicted model, not a curated record